This is a messenger RNA of Etheostoma spectabile (orangethroat darter), 1230 nucleotides long. RefSeq lists its product as uncharacterized. Gene Ontology annotation, molecular function: phosphoric diester hydrolase activity. Lineage: Eukaryota; Metazoa; Chordata; Actinopteri; Perciformes; Percidae. The transcript is spliced from 3 exons. The record is from RefSeq and is a predicted model, not a curated record. Bases 287 to 1186 code for a protein of 299 amino acids. Gene Ontology annotation, biological process: lipid metabolic process.
UUCUUGUCAGGAAUCAAAUCUAAUCUGAUCCAAUUGUUUUAUUAGGGAGUUACUUUACUUACUAACACUCUGGAAACAAACACCACAAUCUGUACUUUUGUUUGAUUGUCCAACAAGGAACAAUCAGUCUGAAUUAUAUAACUGAGCUUACGAUCCACACCUAAAAUUUUACAGAUAACAGAGCAUAUAAGUGAUGGGUUUUUUGUUGAGCUGUCCACAUUCUGACUAUUGGAGUGGUUUGCCGUGAAAUCUUCCUGGCUAUAAGAUUUCUCAUCUUUCUGCAAGAAUGAUGGCUGGUCACAAGUGUCGACUUUUCCACUACAUUUUGCUGUCUGUUGUUGGUUUAUGCCGUGGAAAAGACCUGUUCUUCAAUGACAACGGAAACCUCAUACUCCCGGGGUCCUACAAUAUUCCAUGGAUGGCGGGCAUCGAGAAUUUCCGCACCCUCUCUCUCAUCACCCUCCCUGGGGCCCAUGACAGCAUGGCCCUGUACGGAGGUCCAGAGGCGGAAUGCCAGGCCUUGUCCCUGAAGGAUCAGCUCAGGGCUGGCAUUCGUUUCCUGGAUCUCAAAGUGUUCGGACUGGGUGACACCCUCUAUGUCAUGCAUGGGGUGAUGUACCAGCACAGCACUCUCAAGGACGUCCUAGACACUGUCCGAGCCUUCCUGAAAGAGUUUCAGACCGAAGCUGUGCUCAUUAGAAUCCAACCAGAGUCUUUUGAGAAAAACACUGUCAACCAAAUGGUGCAGAGUCUGAUUGGCAACGACCAGCACGUCUGGGUGACUUCUGGCAUGCCAAACAUUGGUCAGGUCAGGGGGAAAAUAGUCUUUUUGCAGAAGAGCACCUUCACGCUAGGAAUUCCCCUCAUAGACACAGACGGGAAAGGUCAAACCAAGGUUAGCAACGUUAAAGAUAAAGACAACAGAAUUAUGAAGCAGCUGAACCAAGCCACUGAAGCCUGUGGGGGUGAUAAUGCGGUUCUGACUUACAGUAGCGGCACUGGCUUUGGUACUUUCUGGGGAAUGUUUCUGACUCCAAAGAGAGUGGCUGAAAAGGUAAACCCAUGGCUCAAUCAAUACCUGAGACAGUUCUACCCCAAUCAGCCCAGGCCAUGCUUUGGCAUCAUUGCCAUGGACUUUCCUGGCAUUGACCUCAUUCAAACUGUUAUCAAUUUAAACUGGUGGUAGCUGUGUACAAUGUGCCCCAUCACGUGUUGAAUCUGAUAUUUGAU